Trichechus manatus latirostris (Florida manatee) is the source of this 2147-nucleotide messenger RNA. It is a transcript of the gene MAP2K2, whose product is annotated as mitogen-activated protein kinase kinase 2. Bases 11 to 1213 code for a protein of 400 amino acids. Gene Ontology annotation, molecular function: ATP binding; protein kinase activity. The transcript has 11 exons. NCBI's taxonomy places the organism in Eukaryota, Metazoa, Chordata, Mammalia, Sirenia, Trichechidae. Gene Ontology annotation, biological process: protein phosphorylation. The record is from RefSeq and is a predicted model, not a curated record.
CGGAGCCCCGAUGCUGGCCCGGAGGAAGCCGGUGCUGCCGGCGCUCACCAUCAACACCGCCAUCGCCGAGGGCCCGUCCCCCACCAGCGAGGGCGCCUCCGAAGCAAACUUGGUAGACCUCCAGAAGAAGCUAGAGGAGCUAGAGCUAGACGAGCAGCAGAAGAAGCGUCUGGAGGCCUUCCUCACCCAGAAGGCCAAGGUCGGUGAACUCAAGGAUGAUGACUUCGAGAGGAUCUCUGAGCUGGGAGCCGGGAACGGCGGGGUGGUCACCAAAGUGCAGCACAGACCCUCGGGCCUCAUCAUGGCAAGGAAGUUGAUUCACCUGGAGAUCAAGCCAGCCAUCCGGAACCAGAUCAUCCGGGAGCUGCAGGUCCUGCACGAGUGCAACUCUCCGUACAUCGUGGGCUUCUACGGGGCCUUCUACAGCGACGGGGAGAUCAGCAUCUGCAUGGAACACAUGGACGGAGGCUCCCUGGACCAGGUGCUGAAAGAAGCCAGGAGGAUUCCGGAAGAGAUCCUGGGGAAGGUCAGCAUUGCGGUUCUCCGGGGCUUGGCAUACCUCCGAGAGAAGCACCAGAUCAUGCACCGAGAUGUGAAGCCUUCCAACAUCCUGGUCAACUCCAGAGGGGAGAUCAAGCUCUGUGACUUUGGGGUGAGCGGGCAGCUCAUUGACUCCAUGGCCAACUCCUUUGUGGGAACGCGCUCCUACAUGUCGCCGGAGCGCUUGCAAGGCACCCACUACUCUGUGCAGUCGGACAUCUGGAGCAUGGGCUUGUCACUGGUGGAGCUGUCCAUCGGAAGGUACCCCAUCCCCCCGCCGGAUGCCAAGGAGCUGGAGGCCAUCUUCGGCCGGCCCGUGGUCGAUGGGGCCGAGGGAGAGCCCCACAGCAUCUCGCCGCGGCCACGGCCCCCUGGACGCCCCAUCAGUGGUCACGGGGUGGACAACCGGCCCGCCAUGGCCAUCUUCGAGCUGCUGGACUACAUUGUGAAUGAGCCUCCCCCCAAGCUACCCAGCGGCGUCUUCACCCAGGACUUCCAGGAGUUUGUAAAUAAAUGCCUGAUCAAGAACCCGGCAGAGCGCGCCGACCUGAAGAUGCUGAUGAACCACACCUUCAUCAAACGGUCCGAGGUGGAAGAAGUGGAUUUUGCAGGCUGGCUGUGUAAAACCCUGAGGUUGAACCAGCCCGGCACGCCCACGCGCACCGCCGUGUGACGGUGAUGCCGAGCCGUCGUCCCUGCCUGUGCCCUGCCCUUCCAGCCAGAGACGGGCCGGCGCCCCUGCCCCUGCACCCUGGCCCUCCGUGGAGGGCACCAUCACGGAAGACGCUGGAACAUGCUCCCGCCCCCACCCCUCCCACCUGUCAGUCAGCGCAGCUCUCUGGGUUCCGGGGAAGGGUAGCUGCUCGUCUUGCCUCCUUGGAACCUGCUUACCUAGGUUUAAGAAAAAAAAAGCGGGGGGAAAGAAAAAGCAAGUGGUGCCCAUUGUAUUUUGUUGCGUUUGGUUUUGGGGGUGUUAGCCUUUGGCUUAAAUGUCCCUGCGUGACACACCCACUGCUAACCGAAAGGUUGGCAGCUCGAGUCCACCCAGAGGCACCUCAGAAGAAAGUCCUGGCAACCAGUUUCCAAAAAGCCAGCUGUUGAAAACCCUAUGGAGCACAGUUGUCCUGUGACCCACAUGAGGUCGCCAGGAGUUGGGGUUGACGACGGCAGCUGGCAAUGUGGAUCAGCCCCAGGGUUGAGGAGCUUCCGGUGAGGACAGCCCUGCAGGAAAACCUCAGCGCCAGCUCGAGAUGGGGGAGGAAGGGAAGAAAAAUGGUGUCGGGGACUGGCUUCACCCCUUUCCAGCCUCAGCGUGGACCCCCAGGCAGCGGAAAGGGGAACCCCCACCCGCCGCCUUUCUGCCCUCUAGUAGAGAAGCUUAGCACAGGCUCCCUGGCUGUGAUCAAGUCCAGUCCCCUUUGCCUUCCCCUCCGGGUCACUUCUGCCACCUCAGAGAGCUGGCGCCAGCAGGGUGGUCCUCCGUCCCUCCUCUCAGUGACCAGAAACUUCUGCCUCCUCACCGGAAGAGCGGCAGCUGAGCUGAGAGUCGGCUCGGCAGAAAGGAAGCGUUGGGUUUACACGCGCAGACAAACCUGCACUCGCUCGCA